Cucumis melo (muskmelon) is the source of this 3138-nucleotide messenger RNA. Its product is annotated as type I inositol polyphosphate 5-phosphatase 4. The record is from RefSeq and is a predicted model, not a curated record. Lineage: Eukaryota; Viridiplantae; Streptophyta; Magnoliopsida; Cucurbitales; Cucurbitaceae. Gene Ontology annotation, biological process: phosphatidylinositol dephosphorylation. The transcript has 13 exons. Gene Ontology annotation, molecular function: inositol-polyphosphate 5-phosphatase activity; phosphatidylinositol-3,4,5-trisphosphate 5-phosphatase activity; phosphatidylinositol-4,5-bisphosphate 5-phosphatase activity. Bases 967 to 2643 code for a protein of 558 amino acids.
GUUUUUUGUUUGGGGCAGAGAAUGAGCAUGUUUCUACACUAACCCCAGAUACUGACCGCGGGCAGCUUUUCAGGGAGAGAGAAGAGCACAAAAAUGGCUUCAUGAGACAAGCCGUCAGAUGGGUUCGGGCAAUGCUGCCUCCACCGGGUACCCUAUAGAUCCACACCACUUCCCCAAGUCCCCAAAUUGAGUCUCCCUUGAAUUUUGAGCACCAAAAGGAAAAAACUUCCCUUCCCUUCUCCCCUUUAUUGCCUUCAAAAUUCCUCAUUUUACUCUGUCACCCACAAUGGGAUUUUGUUAGAUACAUACUUCAUCUUCUUCAUCUCUACUCUAUUUAUCUACAUUGCUUCUUUUUGCUUCACUUUCAAUCUCAUUCUACCCUUUCGCCCUUCCCCCAUUUGGAUUUUGCCUUUCUAUUUUCUUAUCUCCUUUCUUUUUUACUCUGUUUAUCCCUUAUUACUUGUGGGAGUAUUGGGAAAAUUUGAACCCCCAUUUGGUUGAUUCCCCUUUGUGGGUGGUUUUGGGUUAUGACUUCCUGUUUGGGAGGUGGGAAAAUCAGAAUGCCAAGAAACAGAGAUUUUCCUUGUUCACCCCUUUUCUUCUCUCUCUCUUGCUCCCUUGAUAGAACAGAGGAUUGCCCAUUUGAUUAUAUGUUUUUAUUUAUUUGGACUUGAUUGUUGUACACCAAGGGGUUUGUGUUUUUUUUUCCCUUCUGAAAUCGGUUUUGAGCAUUAUUGAAUAGGGGAACUUCUUCACCUCCGGCAUCUUGUUUUUUGUUUUUUUUUUUUUUUUUUAUUCUUCUCUUUGAUUUGGAAAUAGAGAUUAGUACUUCUUUUUUUCCUCAUUGAGAUUCUUCGUUCUCUUCCACUUUGGAAAGGACGAAUUGAGAGGCUGAUAUUUUAAAAGCAAUUGGUAAUUUUCUAGUUGUUGCUGUGAAUCUGGGGUCUAUAUGAAUUUUGUGGAACGAUGAGAGAUGAGAAUUCAAAGAAAAGCAAGCUCUCAUGGCCUAAAACACUGGUUAAGAAGUGGUUCAACUUGAAAAACAAGGCCGAGGAUUUCGUAUCGGAUGAUAUCGCUUAUAGAGGUGGUGGUGAUGAAGAAUGGAGGAACAACUGUUCAAAGAGGGAGACGUGCACUGUCAAGAAAAGCAAAACAGACAGAUCCAACAAACGACAUCAGGAUCGAACUCGGAGAGGCAAGAUUGACCUCGAUGCUACACUAGUUACUGAUGUGCAAAAUUACAGGAUUUUUGUUUCUACUUGGAAUGUGGCUGGUAAAUCUCCACCUAACUGUUUGAAUCUUGAAGACUGGCUUCAUGCUUCCCCUCCGGCUGAUAUCUAUGUUCUUGGGUUUCAAGAAAUUGUUCCUUUGAAUGCUGGUAAUGUUUUGGGCACAGAAGACAAUGGUCCGGCCAAGAAAUGGUUGGCUUUGAUUAGGAAGACUUUGAACAGUCUUCCUGGCACUAGUGGGAGUUGUCACACACCUUCUCCUAUCCCCGAUCCGGUUGUGGAAUUAGAAGCAGAUUUCGAAGGAUCAACGAGGCAGAAGGCUUCGUCGUUUUUCCAUCGGAGAUCAUUUCAAUCACUGAGCCGCAGCAUGAGAAUGGAGAAUGACAUGUCAGUGCCACAACCACGACUUGAUCGACGGUUCAGUGUCUGCGAUCGGGUUAUGUUUGGGCAUCAACCGGGUGACCAUGAUCCCAGUUACAGAUGGGGGUCCUCAGACGAUGAGAAUGGGGAUUCACCUGUUGCCCCACACUAUUCACCUUUCUCUUGUAAUGGUUUUCUUCCCAUGGAGGAUAGAGAUCAUAGACAUUCAGGACACUCGAGGUACUGUUUAGUUGCAAGCAAACAAAUGGUCGGCAUAUUCUUAACAGUAUGGGUGAGGAAUGAUCUCCGAGACGAUAUCCGAAACAUGAAAGUAUCUUGUGUAGGUAGAGGAUUAAUGGGUUAUCUUGGGAAUAAGGGAUCAAUUUCAAUUAGUAUGUCUUUGCACCAAACAAGUUUCUGCUUCAUCUGCACUCAUCUGACCUCUGGUCAAAAGGAGGGCGAUGAACUUCGGAGAAAUUCUGAUGUCAUGGAGAUUCUCAGAAAAACAAGGUUUCCUAGAGUUCACGGCAUGGGGGACGAGAACUCUCCUCAGACAAUUUUAGAGCAUGAUCGAAUUAUUUGGCUUGGGGACUUGAAUUAUCGAAUUGCAUUGUCAUAUCGAUCUGCAAAGGCUCUUGUCGAGAUGCAAAAUUGGAAGGCAUUGUUAGAAAACGAUCAGUUACGACUUGAGCAGAGACGGGGCCAUGUCUUCGAAGGAUGGAACGAAGGAAAGAUAUACUUUCCUCCCACAUACAAGUAUUCAAAUAAUUCAGAUCGAUAUGCAGGAGAUGUAAGGCAUCCAAAAGAGAAGAGAAGAACUCCUGCUUGGUGCGAUCGUAUUCUAUGGUACGGAAGAGGCCUUCACCAAAUGUCCUAUGUACGUGGAGAAUCAAGAUUUUCUGAUCAUAGACCAGUGUACUGCAUAUUCUUAGCCGAAGUUGAAGCAAUAAACCACAGCCGCAUCAAGAAAAGUAUGAGCUAUUCAAGUUCCCGAAUCGAAGUAGAAGAGCUGUUGCCAUGUAUGUAUGGACACCCUGAAAUGAACUUCUUCUGAGGGAUAUUCUUGCCGCGUCAUGCUUUACUAAGCCAACAACUUAUGAUCAAAUGUCUUACUCUAGAAGGUCUCGUUCAGCUUUCAACCGUUGUACUCGACUUCCUCAUAAAUCCAACCAAAACUCACCCUCUCAAAGUAAAGAAAGGCUCUCUCUCUCUCUCUCUGUGUGCUGCAGGAAUGGAAAAAGAAAAAGAAUAACUUGCUUCUUUUACACAGCAAUGGCAGCUCUCUGAAAAUCUGCAAGAUCAAGAAGAAGGUAGUAGGUACAGACUGCAAAUUUUUUCAUCAGUAAGAUUCAAACUGAUAUGUUGGACAAAAUAAGCAAAUUUUUUUUUUGGGUUCAAGUGUGUAGGGUAGGAAAUUCAAUUUGUAAUUUGGUGGUGGUAAGGUGGAGGGAAGAUUUGAGGAUUCUUUAAAUGUAAUUUAGUUCUAAUGAUAUUCUUGUCUGAUUUUGGGGAAAUAAAACUGAUAUAUUGAACAAAACGGCUACUUCUU